Crotalus tigris (Tiger rattlesnake) is the source of this 965-nucleotide messenger RNA. It is a transcript of the gene OMP, whose product is annotated as olfactory marker protein. The record is from RefSeq and is a predicted model, not a curated record. Bases 175 to 822 code for a protein of 215 amino acids. Gene Ontology annotation, biological process: sensory perception of smell; signal transduction. Lineage: Eukaryota; Metazoa; Chordata; Lepidosauria; Squamata; Viperidae. The transcript has a single exon. Gene Ontology annotation, cellular component: nucleus; cytosol; axon.
UGAAAAGCCCUGGACUAGAAGACCUCCAAGGUCCCUUUUCAGCUCUGUUAUUCUGUUAAACCUGUCCCUACUUGGGAACGGUUGUUAAGCCAGGUUGUUAGGGCUGCCGAUAUCAAGAGACUUAGCCCAGGGGACGACCGUGCCAUUGAUGAAGGAUUUGUCCCUCCCUGGAAAAUGAGACACCCAGGGGAAAAUCCCUCAGGCUCCUUGCUUCCCCGGGCCAGGUUGCUUAGCAUCACUGGGGUACCAGCAGGUGAGCGAAGACGCAGAAGUAGAUUUCCUUCUGCCUGCCAGACCUCUCAGUCGCUCGCCAAACCGUGCAGAAUCUCCCCGGAAGAAAUGACUUCCGAGGCAGCUGAACUGGAAUUGCACUUGGUCCAGGAUGCCCAGCUGACCGAGAUCAUGAGGAUCCGCGUGAAGACCCUCCAGCAAAAGAACGAGAAACCUCAAGACGGCGAGAAGCUGCUGCGGGACCACGAGUUCGUCUUCCGACUGGACUUCUCGCGUCAGCACGGUCUCCGUUUCCUGCGUUGGAAGGUGGCCCUGGACCGGCCGGGCAAGGCCACCGUCGUCGGGACGUCUCAACACUGGACACCGGACUUGACCAACCUCAUGCGAAGACAGCUCUUGGAGCCGGUGGGGGUGUUUUGGAAGACGCCGGAGGCGCCCGAUGUGAUCGAGUGCAACGAAGCCGACGCGCUGGAGUUUGGAGAAAGGUUGGUGGAGCUGGCCAAAAUCCGGAAGGCGAUGUAUUUCCUAAUAGCCUUCAGCGACGGUCUUGAGCCGGCUCACCUGAAGUGCUCCGUGAUGUUCAGAAUCUGAAUCCUGUCCCAGCUCUUCUCGGCAGUUUUUUCUUCCUUUGAAAUAUUCUUCUUUUCUUCCUUCUGUUUUGGGCUCUGCAGCUCCGGCAGUGACUUAGUUUUGAACCAGAUGGGGGGUGCCCUUUUGAAAUGCAGCAUUAGUAA